AGUCAUGUAGUUGAUAUUGAAAUGAAAAGUCGGUGCAGUUUGCCUGGCAACAUUUCUCAUUUAUGGCUUUUUUUCCCUAUCGAAUUAAAAUAAAAUUCCGCGCAACUUUUUCUUUCUGUUUCUCACGAACGAAAGUAAUUUGCCUAGCUUAUUAUUUUGUAUAUCAAUUGUGUAAUUGAAUUAGUCGAUGUGUUUGUGUAUAUUAUUUUAUUUAGUGGCCCGUGUGCUACUCGUUUCGUUUUUUUCACUGUUUUUUGUUUGUUUGUUUGUUGUUCCGCAUUCAACGGUCGUCGUUUCAGUUCCGUGCAUUUAAUUGAUUUAUGUUUGUUUACAAAUUAAUGGGUAGCUCUCUCUCUCUCAGAUGAUGUAUGCACACCGAGUGUAAUUUCAAUGUACUGCACAUUUCGUCUCAUCAUUCUAAACACGAAACCCAACGACCGACCACAACAACAGCAACAACAGCAACAACAACAACAACAACAACAGCAACAACAGUAACAACAACAACUACGAAAUCUAUGACGACGAAUAAAAAGUCUUUCUUAUAGGAAAAACACAUUCAAAAACAAGAAUUUCAUAUCACAGAUCCGCUUUUGAAUUUUAAUCAAAAACGAGAAGUGCCAUGUGAUGGAAAGAGAGAUAUAUUUAUGUUCGUAUUUUCUCAUUCAUCAUCAUCUACGCGUUCUGUUCUAUUCGUCUAUCUUCCUUUUUUCGUGUGUGAUUCUACCUCGGUAAUAAGAAAAAACAGGCAUACAAAGCGAACAAAAACCAUCGCUUCACACUGGUUUUAGAAAAUAAUGGUUGACGUAUGUCGAUUGAAUGGCUGCCAAAUACACACAUUUAGAUCCAUUGAAAUAAGCCCAAAAGGAUGUUUUAAUUAAAGCAACGCUUGAUCGGAGCUGGUUUUUUUCUGUAUCAUUCGUGUGUGUGUGUCUGUAUUUGUGAAGUUGAAAUAGAUAACCAAAAGCGAUUUACAACGUUUGUUGUCCCAGCUACGCUACGAUUAAAUGUUCGUGGCUGCAAUCUUGUCCAUACGCGAUGAUUUGAUAUGAACGCCGCAGCAUUCUCUCUCUGCUGCUAAAUGAAAACACAGCGGAAUUUGAUUGCUGAUUCGGAAUCUGGGGCGUAUUAUUGUUAACUCGAUUGAUAUUCAUGCAUUGUUAUUUGCAGUGUUGUUUUUUUUAUGGCCCAAUCUAUGCAUCCGUUCUAUUGAUGCCGAAAAAAAAGGUUAAACAAAAAAAUCGCUUACAAUGCCAAGUCAAUAUGUACACACAUGUGGUUUUGAUAAUGAUGAUUUAGAGGGAAAAAAUUAUUAUCUAAAAACAUUUGUUUGUUCACACUCCAAAUCGAAUGAAUGUGACAAAAUAAUUCACUUUUAGAUUUCAUGAUAUAAGGCCGUGAAUCAUUUAGAUACUUUAGAAAAUAGCGCACGGUGUUCAGUGAACGACAUGCAGACGUCACACAAGACCCAACAGAUAAUUGCAAUGCGAAUGCGUCAUUAUUAUUAUGAUGCGUGGGCCCAACUGAACGUACCGCAAUGAGGUGGUGUGUUUUUUUCCCUCCCAGUCUGUCUAUUUGCCAAUAUAAUUAAAAAUAUCUAAUCAUUUUAUGUGCAUUUCGAGGCACUGCUUUUUUAUGGCAUGUGACAACACACACGGCACACACACACUCAUCACAUGUCCGAUUCACUCUUCAGCCUUGGCAAGUAUUUCAAUAUAUUUAUCUAUUUAUUGCGACCUACCAGUUUCAAGAUAACGACAACGACGACGACGAAUGACAAACGAACUGAAAAAAAAUAAUAAUGAAGAAACAAUCAACAUGCUGGUUCUAUUAAGACAAUGAAUAAUUUUACAUACAUUAACAUUAACUCGAAUCAAUUGUAGCAUUUUGGUUUUGAUUUCUUGGAAAAAUACGAGGUGCGCGCGCCUGUUGCAUAAAAUGUUGAUAAUUUUUGUGGCGAAAAAAAAGCGGAGACAGACAAGUUGUGUUCAAGAUUGUGUGAUUGAGUUCUAGUGAAGUGCUAGAAUAUUAAAUGAACAGAUAGCGAGAGACAGAGAGACUAGCAAAAUUGAUGUGAUUUUAUUUCGAGUGAACAUUCGUGUUGGAACAAUGAAAGUAGCGAGAACCAGUUGUCUGAAGUUUGAUGUUGUUUUACGUGUACUGUAACAGUUUUCAUGUUGUACGUGAAUAAGCUGAAGCGAAUUUCACAUCGCCAUUCAUGCAUAUAAGCUGGUUGCCGUUGUUGCUGCUGCAGAUUCGCUUUUCUCUUUCUUUUUUCUCUAUUUUGCCCGCGUUUUCUUGUAAACCAUUACAGCAUAUGUGUGCAAUAAGCUGAAAAUCGUACCAAAAGAAUGCUACAGACCUUCAUUCACGCUCGCCGACAACGACCUAAGUGUAUCAGACUUUAUUUUUGGAUUUGAAACGUUGCUAUCGCAACACUAGCAUCUAAUCAACUGACAACAACAAACAUUUUGCUGAAAGUGACGAGCCUAACAAUUUGAACGAAAGAAAAACGAAAACAUUCUUCGAACCGCUUAGACGGUGUUGACAGCAAACCAAAAAAUUAUACAAGAGAAUGAAUUAAGCGACUGAAAAUAGAAAUUCCGAAAACGAAUCCAAUUAUAUCCAAAACACGGUGAAUUUUCAGAAUUGCAAAUUUGAUUUGAAAAAAAAAAUAAGGAAAACAUUUCACUGAUUUCGUUCGUUGAUAAAAUUGUGUGGAUGACAUUGAUCGGGCCUGGCGCUCCAGGUAUGGCAUUCAUGAUGAAAAAGAAGAAAUAUAAAUUUUCCGUCGAACUAAAUCUGGAGGAAUUGGUUGAAGUGCCAUUUGUGAAUGCCGUUCUAUUUGCAAAAAUUCGAUUGCUCGACGGUGGAUCGUUUCAGGAGUACAGCAGCCGUGAGGAGGUAAAAAAUCAUACAGUCAAAUGGAAUCAAAAGUUCGAAAUUGUGUGCAAAAUGUCGGCCAAUGCGUCGACAGGGAUAUUGGAUCCGUGCACAGUGCGAAUAUCGGUGCGGAAGGAGAUUAAGGGUGGCCGUAGCUAUCAAAAAUUAGGCUUUAUCGAUUUAAAUUUGGCCGAAUUUGCUGGCUCCGGUCUGAUAUCACGGCGAUGCUUACUCGAGGGAUACGACACCCGACAUCGACAAGACAAUUCAAUGCUGUGCGUUACUAUUAAAAUGCAUAUGCUCAGUGGUGAUAUUCUUUUUAAAGUUCCAACGUCAGGUUUAAACAAUAAAAAAAUAACUUCGCGGGACGAUUUAGGUAGUGAUAUAAUAGUUGGUGUUGAAAAUUCCCAAUUACCUGGCACAACGAUACCACGGACAACGGGCUGCAUACCGUCAACAGCCAGUGUAAAUACACUGCCCGGCCUGGUGGGUAGUGUACGAGAUGAUUCGUCAAUAACGUCGGGUUCGUCUGGUUUUGGAUCGCUACCAAAGAAAAAGAACGAUGACGGUAUGUCAUCGAUGGUAUCUUCCAAUGUCACCGACUCAGGCAUGUCGGAAUCAUCCGAACCGCUGAACACACUGCUGUCCGAUUCGAUAACAUCUACAAACAAUCAUUUAUCGCUACAGCAACUCUCUGGCAGUGGCGUUCAAACGCAACAAUUGUCGACCGCAAAUACGGGCAGCAGUGGUGUCGAGCAAGGUCACUCACGCAAUUCGAGUAAUACUAGUCAAAUGUCUAAAGGAUCUGGUUAUAGUAGUUUUUCGCAAAGUCAACACUCGAGGCAAAGUUCCGAAGGUGAUUCAGGUCAUACGAGGUGUCAUCCGGUUUUUGCGAAAUCGACACCAAUAGCGAAUCGUCUGUAUCCGAAAACGUCGUUAAAAUUAAAAAUGCCAACAAGCCCUGAGUCAGACGGUGAAAUUUAUUUAACACCAAACACGUCCGUAUCGAUUGAUGAUGACAAAAAAGAGAAUAAUGUAAUAUUUGAGCAUGUAAAACCGCCGCCACGUUCAAAGAACGGUUACCGAAUCGAUAAGAUUCAGAGUAUGAGUAGCAUUGCGAAUAAUAAUAACCAUCGAAAUUCGGCUGAAGAUCGAGUAGAACAGCAUGAGAAAACAUUUGCUGGGCAUGACGGACAAAAUAGCUGUAUCUUUCGUAUGAAUUCCCUUGGCAAUUUGUCACAGUAUGAACGUGAUUUCGGCUCAACACCAAAGUCAUUACUAAAACUCAAAGAAGAAUUUGAAAACCGACGAGUUGCACUAUUAGCGCAACGAAAUUCGUUAAACAACUUGUUGAAGAACAACAACAACAAUGCCAAUGAGAAAAGCAACGGCAGUGAUACGAAUGGUCUAUUCGCACGACGAAUGUAUCGAAAACGGUUUGGGAUCGGUGAUACCAAGUAUAUUGGUACGGAGAAUGAUACACCUGAAUCGAAACAAUACCAUUUGAGUAAGAUCAAAUCGAUGGGCACGAUAUCGGAUUCGUUGUUGGUGAAUGAACGCAUCACAUAUGAUCCAUUUUUAACGCCAAUGAUACCACGCCGACAUCCGGCCAGUUUGCAUAGUUUCGAAGAAGAAGACAUUCGAAAUGAUUUUAAUAGUGAUAGCGGCAGUUCCGAUGAACAGGAAAACUUUUUACGCCAUCAGCCCGAUGAGCAUGUGCGCUUUAUGCACGAAAGUAAUUUGUUGAAAAGUUCAUUUGAACGUGGCUUUCGACGUAGCUACAAUAAAAAACAUGAUCGUCCAGUGUCUACUACGGCAACGGGCCUACGACAAUCAGAUGGCUGCUUUAAAAUGCCACUGCCAGUUGACAAUAAGCAGUCGCAUGCAAUGAACAAUGCAACGUCGGACAAACAACAAAAGAAUCGAUCGUCUGUACACAGUCUGCCCAGUGAUGGAAAAUUUGAUGUUACUAGAAAUCCGAGUGCAGGUUCACUUGUCAGUGAGACUGGUUCGCUGGACCGUAUGAAAGCAGCGGCGGAAAGAAGGAAGAAAGGUUUAGACGAUAGUGUGACUACAGUGUCGGGACGUGUCGAAGGCACACGAGUCAAUCCAGAUUCAUUGAUUGACGAACUGCUGAAAAAUACCAAAUUAGAUCAAGUUGGAGAAGGCGGCGGCGGACUGCAAUUGUACAUCGCAAGUGAUGGAACUGCAUCACUGGGCAAUCACAAUGAGGUAAAAAAGAUGUCUGGCACCGUAUUGAGAGUGAUCAAUCCAAGAUAGUAGCAUUCAGCAUGAAAUUUGCAGCCACUGCGACUCUGGUCAAUCCCAUUUUGACAUCCAUUUUAUGCGGUGCAUGAGAGACAAUGCAACAAAUUAUUCAACAAUAAAUGAGAAGAAAAUAUUUGAAGAAAAAAAAAUUAACAAAACAAAAAGAAAUCAAUUUGAUGUGCGUUUUCCGAGUUCCAGCUGUUGAUAAAAUUUAGAAAUCUCACACACAUUCGAUUCGAAGAAAAAAAAGAAGAAGAAAAAGUUAUUUUGAAACAAAAUGUAAUUAUAGUAGAUAAUUACUGCAGCAAAUUGUAGCUGGCACAAAACCAAAUCUUAAACGAGCGUUAAUGAUACAUUGUAUGGACAAUUUUCAUUGUAUUUUAUUUUUGUUUAUUUGUUUGUUUUAUUUACAAAACCAAACUUAAGUUCGAUGGAAAAUUUAUACAAACACACAUACACACAUGAGAUGAGGUGAAUCAAAUAAAUUGUGCACGCAUUUGAACUGUUUUUAUGCGAUUGACACACACAAUUGAACGUAUAAUUUUGAA
Sitodiplosis mosellana (orange wheat blossom midge) is the source of this 5699-nucleotide messenger RNA. Its product is annotated as general transcriptional corepressor trfA. The transcript has 9 exons. Lineage: Eukaryota; Metazoa; Arthropoda; Insecta; Diptera; Cecidomyiidae. The record is from RefSeq and is a predicted model, not a curated record. The coding region runs from base 2722 to 5163 and encodes 813 amino acids.